Molecule: messenger RNA, 1041 nt
Organism: Coprinopsis cinerea okayama7#130
Lineage: Eukaryota; Fungi; Basidiomycota; Agaricomycetes; Agaricales; Psathyrellaceae
Exons: 3
Coding region: 1-1041 (346 amino acids)
Source: RefSeq, a predicted model, not a curated record
AUGGAUAUGCGUCCCGUCUUCAAUGGGCUGAUUCUCGAUAACGACGACUCUCUUUUACGGUACAAAGGUGAAUGGGAGACGAACCUGGAAGAGGUCGAUGCUAUCAAUCAGUCGAAUCGGGCAGGGCCCCUCUUCAAUCACACCUCUCGGUGGACAACGGGUAACGGGAGUGUAUCCGCUACCUUUCACGUUUCCCCCUCCUUCGGCCUCCUCAAUAACCAAGUCCUCUGCGACACGGGCGAAAUUUCACCGGCCCUCCACACCCUCACCCUCAACGUCGAAGGAGGGGGUGAUCCGUUCUGGGUGGAUUCCUUCCGAUACAUGCCCGCCUUUGCACGUAUUGAUCCACCUUCAACGCGGUUCGUGAGCCCACUGGACUCGUCGAUUGAAUACGACUCUUCGUGGACAAGCGUGACUGGUAGUACGGGGCCCCACCGCAUGACAAAUACCCCUGGUGCCCAAUUGGAGUAUACUUUCAUGGGAUCGUCUGUGGCGUGGUAUGGUAUAAUCCCAGCCGGGUCCCCUUCGCUCCCAGCUCGAAUCGAAUGGACCAUCGACCGCAAACCUCCAAACUCGGUCUUCAUCAGUGGCUUCCCAGAGACCAACGAAACGCUCACGAAUCAAUUAUUUUUCAAAUCGCCGGUGUUGUUGAACACGGUUCACAGCCUCAAGGUCGUUUACCACGGCAAUUCCUCGACUGUACCGCUGGCGUUGGACCACUUUAUCUAUGAAAGAAAUGGAAUAAUACUGGCUCCGACCUACCGCCCAAGCCGAGAUGAUCCUCCCAAACCGCUCACCGUAGGCCAGCUUGGAGGAAUCAUCGGUGGAUCCGCGGUCGGUGCAGUCGUUAUCUUCUUGUCCGUCAUGUCUAUUAUACGCCGUCGUCGGGCUAGAAAGAUGUCCUUGAGUGGCUCUUACUCCGCCGUGCGCCCUUCAAGUCCUUCUCGUCCGGCCUCGUCGCUUUCGCGCCAUCAUGGCAGGAGUUCGUAUACUGGGUCUCAGGGUGGUCCACCUCCAGUUUAUACUCCGAUGGUACGGUGA